CUUUACUACAGGUGUGCGGUUGAACGUUCAGUAUUCGCGGGGAUGAAACAAAGCGUUUGGGCUGAUUUGACAAAAAGGAGCGGAGACUGAUGACAUGGGAAUAAGAGCUUUCCAGUGACAAUGAACAUAACCAGUACAACAUUCAGACCCCUAAACCACACAAACAGUUGUGAACCACUUUACGAUGAAGAAAACCCACUUCCACUUGUGGUUCUCUACAGCACGGUCCUCGUAUUAGGUCUGCCUGUUAACCUGAUCACAGUCUUCCUCACGUCCCUGGAAGUGUAUCGAAAGAACGUCCUGGGAAUCUACCUUUUUGGCCUGUCAGUGUGUGAUCUGAUGUAUCUAUGUACACUUCCAUUCUGGGCCAUUUACAUCAACAGAGGCCAUCACUGGGAGUGGGGCUCUUUGACCUGUAAGAUCACCGGCUACGUGUUCUUCAACAACAUGUACAUCAGUAUCUUCCUAAUGUGCUGCGUUUCCGCAGACCGCUUUGUGGCGGUGGUCUACGCCAUGGAGUCUCGAGGUCUGAGAAGGAUGAGGCAUGCCGUGAUCAUCACAGCUGUGAUUGUGCUGGUUGUUGCUGCGGGACACCUGCCGGUUUUCACCAUGACAGAGGGCGACUCUGAGAAAAAGAAGGAGAAGCGGUGCUUCGAGCCAAGCGACCCUUCUGUCAUAGUGGCGGGAUUCAACUAUGCCCGCUUCUUCAUUGGUUUCUUCAUCCCGCUGUGCAUUUUAAUAGUUACAAACUUGGCCAUCAUUACUAAAGUUCGAGCUAGCACGGGUUUGAAGCCACGGGCCAAAGUCAAAAUUCGUAACCUGGCCUUAGCCGUCAUCUUGUCCUUUCUGGUCUGCUUCACACCAUACCAUGUGAUCCUUUUGCUGCGCGCCAUCAAUUUCCACUUUUCAGAUGGGAAAUGUGACUUUGAAAGAAGUGUCUACACACCCUAUACGAUCUCUCUGGGACUGUCUACCAUAAACAGUGCCAUAAACCCGGUUUUCUAUGUGCUUAGCAGCAACAGUGUUCAUACGAAGAUCCACAAAGGCCUGCAAGGGUUACGUAGCAGCUCAAGAUCUUCUUCUUUUGCAUGAUUUUCUCUGGGUUUUUUUCUCUAUUCUGUUGCCUGUAGAACAUUUAAAUGUUUUGGAUUUAGAUAUGAAAUGUUACUGUUAAACAUGUUUAUUAAAAUGAAUGGUCAACCUCCAUCCAGUCAACAACCUGAUCUAUUAACUCAAGAAUGCGUUUAAAAAUGCACAUAGAGUGACCUACCUGAUCUCAUGACGAAACUGCACCUGUGGGUACUUUUUCGCAAGACACGAAAUACGUACCAAUGAGUACAUAUCACUGCUGUUUCCAACAGAAAUGAACAUUGGAGGUGGUAAAACAGCGAGCACUCAUGAUGAAAGAGCCGAAAGAUGAGAUUGAAAAACAAGCUAAAACGCUAGCUUGUGGUUGCACUUUUACGUCAGAUUCACUCUUGUUCAUACUACUGGGUAGGUUUAGGUGUAGUGCAGAUGGUACGUUAUUUUAAAACGACACAAAGCAUUAGAGGUAUAGUGGCACUCAACGGACAUUUCAAGUCAGAACUGUGGUGACAUGUUCACGCUGACAGUGACUUAAGAUCAUAUUAGUGGAAUUUUGGCUAAAUUUCACUGGCAAAAAAGUAGGGGUGGGCGAUAUACUGGUAGACACAAUUACCCAGUACAAAUUUGUCAACCGUCGUAUUUUUUGAGGAAAACAUUUCAGCAUUUUCUCUAUAUAAUGGACUGAUAUGGUGCCCCGCUUUUGAACUUCCAAAAUGCAGUUUAAAUGCGGCUUC
Labeo rohita (rohu) is the source of this 1820-nucleotide messenger RNA. RefSeq names its product G protein-coupled receptor 132a (gene gpr132a). The record is from RefSeq and is a predicted model, not a curated record. Gene Ontology annotation, molecular function: G protein-coupled receptor activity. Gene Ontology annotation, cellular component: membrane. Lineage: Eukaryota; Metazoa; Chordata; Actinopteri; Cypriniformes; Cyprinidae. Bases 121 to 1092 code for a protein of 323 amino acids. The transcript is spliced from 2 exons. Gene Ontology annotation, biological process: G1/S transition of mitotic cell cycle; G protein-coupled receptor signaling pathway; negative regulation of G2/M transition of mitotic cell cycle.